AUGGCUGCCGCUGCUGCGAUGACUCGCGGCCGUCUCGUCGCGCUCGUCGGCGUGCUCGUCCUCGCCGUCUGCCUCCAGGCGGCGGUGGCGGCGAAAGGGACGCCGUAUAUAGUCGGUGGGGCGGACGGGUGGCGCGUGCCGCCGCCGGAGGUCAAGGAGCGGUACUACGCCGACUGGGCCUCCAGCAUCACCUUCUACGUCGACGAUUCCAUCGAGUUCGUGUACAGGAACGACUCGGCGAUCAUGGUGAGCAAGGCGGGGUACUACCACUGCAACGAGACCGCCCCCAACGCGGUGCCGCACGACGGCACCACGCUCUUCGUCCUCAACUCGCCCGGCCCCGCCUACUUCGCCAGCGCCGACCGCGGCCGCUGCGCCAUGGGGGAGCGCCUCAUGAUCGACGUCCUCCCCGCCGCCGCCGCGCCGGCCCCGUGGCCCGCGGCGCCCGGGCCGUGGUCGCCGUGGCUGCUGUCGCAACCUCCAGCGGCGGCGGGCACGUCGCCCGUGCAGCACCAGCACUCCGCCGCCGCCGCGACGCUCGCUGCGCCGUCCUCCGCAGCUCACGCCGUCGUCGUCCUGGCGCCCGUCGCGCUGGCGCUCGCAGCCGGCCUCGUUUGA
Messenger RNA from Setaria italica (foxtail millet), 618 nucleotides. Its product is annotated as mavicyanin-like. The record is from RefSeq and is a predicted model, not a curated record. Bases 1 to 618 code for a protein of 205 amino acids. Lineage: Eukaryota; Viridiplantae; Streptophyta; Magnoliopsida; Poales; Poaceae. Gene Ontology annotation, molecular function: electron transfer activity. Gene Ontology annotation, cellular component: plasma membrane. The transcript is spliced from 2 exons.